Molecule: messenger RNA, 990 nt
Organism: Coprinopsis cinerea okayama7#130
Lineage: Eukaryota; Fungi; Basidiomycota; Agaricomycetes; Agaricales; Psathyrellaceae
Exons: 6
Coding region: 1-990 (329 amino acids)
Biological process (GO): telomere maintenance; DNA strand invasion; double-strand break repair via homologous recombination
Cellular component (GO): replication fork; centrosome; Rad51B-Rad51C-Rad51D-XRCC2 complex
Molecular function (GO): ATP-dependent activity, acting on DNA; single-stranded DNA binding; four-way junction DNA binding
Source: RefSeq, a predicted model, not a curated record
AUGCGACUUUCAGCCCUGGUUCCCAGCAUAUCUGCUGACUCGGUCAAAGUUUUAGAAGGAGCUGGCAUCCGGACGGACACAGACCUUCUCUUCACUCCUACAUCUGAGAUCUACAAACGACUUCCUCGGGGUUCCAUAAGCCUCCAAGAGCUUGCUCGCCUCUGUACAGCAGUGACAGAACUCACCUCUGCCAACCCAGUAAUUGGAAUCGACGCUCUACAACGAGAAGAAGCGCGUCUUGCACGCGAUACCAACCUUGAGCUUGCUGUUGGAAAUGAAGCAAUCGAUAACUUUCUGCGCGGUCUGGGGGGACGGAAAGUCAUAGAAAUAUCAGGCAACCGCGCUUCAGGGAAAACAGCCCUUGCCCUGAACCUCGUUCUCAACCAUCUUUCGCACCACCCGAACGACAAGGCAGCCUGGAUAGACGUUUUGGGCGACUUCUCUCCGGCCAAUGCGUCCGCUAUCCUCCAAGGCAGCGGGAGUACCAGCCCACAAUCGGUGCUAGAGCGUCUCCUCGUAUCUUUGGCGUUCGAUCUAGAAACGCUUCAUGCUAUACUCGACGAGCUGUUUGUUCCCGGCUCCACAGGCCAACUCAAGUACCUCGUCAUCGAUUCAAUCACUCCCCUGCUCGGGCCUUUCCUGACUGGGAUUACUGCUCACGGACACGCCAUGAUGACCGACUUCAUGAGACGACUACGGUGUAUCUCGUCAUCUGACGGGGUGACAGUACUUGUGGUCAACAGCGCGACCUUGAAACAGGGUGUAGAUGGCACCAUUCCCUCAGGCCAAAUUGAACGAAAACCCGCUCUGGGACCUAGUUUCACGUUCAUGACCGAUACUACGCUUUGGCUCUCAGAAAUGAAAGUGCAGGCCACCGACGAGCCCGUCGAUGCAUCCAUAGAAUCCGUCUCGUCGCUCAAGAUACUUAACUCUCGAAAUACAGUGUCGCUCUUCCCUUUCGCAUCUCGGGCGGAACCAUUCUUCCAGUGA